Cannabis sativa is the source of this 2223-nucleotide messenger RNA. RefSeq names its product cysteine proteinase inhibitor 12. The record is from RefSeq and is a predicted model, not a curated record. The transcript is spliced from 4 exons. Gene Ontology annotation, molecular function: cysteine-type endopeptidase inhibitor activity. Lineage: Eukaryota; Viridiplantae; Streptophyta; Magnoliopsida; Rosales; Cannabaceae. The coding region runs from base 183 to 860 and encodes 225 amino acids.
UAUUGAUGGCAGAAAUGGAAGAGAAGAGAAGAACUUGGUGAUUAAGCAAGUAAGGGAAAGAAACGACACGCGUAAGAGACACGCAUCACUUAAACUAGGUAGGUCCCACCUCGGAUACCCCAAAGCCAAAACAUUAUAACCCCAAUUUCCUAUUCAAUUCCAUUUCUAAACAAUAAAACCGAAUGAAUUUGAUUCUCCCAUUCACAACAAUCACCUUCUUCCUCCUCCUCUCACACCUCUUCCAAUCAUCAAUGGCAACUCUCGGUGGAGUACGCGAAUCCCAAUCAUGUCAGAACAGCAAUGACCUCCAAGAUCUGGGUCGUUUUGCUGUAGAAGAACACAACAAGAAAGAGAAUGCGAUGAUCGAGUUCGCGAGGGUGGUGAAAUCGGAAGAGCAGGUGGUGGCUGGUACGUUGCACCAUCUGACUCUUGAAGCGAUUGAGGCUGGUCAGAAGAAGAUUUACAAAGCCAAGGUUUGGGUUAAGCCAUGGCUUAAUUUUAAGGAACUCCAGGAGUUUACUCAUGCUGGUGAUGCCACUCCUUCUUUUACUUCUUCCGAUCUCGGUGUUAAGAAAGAUGGACAUGGAGCAGGGUGGCAAGCAGUGCCAGUGCAUGAUCCAGCUGUUCAGGAUGCUGCAAACCAUGCUAUCACCACUCUUCAAAAGAGAUCCAACUCCUUGUUCCCUUAUGAACUUCAGGAGGUUGUUCAUGCCAAGGCUGAGGUGAUUGAUGAUUUUGCUAAAUUUGACCUGCUCCUUAAAGUCAAGAGAGGAAGCAAAGAAGAGAAUUACAAGGCUGAGGUGCAUAAGAACAAUGAAGGUACUUUCCAUCUUAACCAGAUGGAAGCGGACUCCUCUUGAUUGAUUCCAACACACUAGUGUUUUAUAUAGCAUGGACAUCUUGUGCAACAAUCCCCCAAUCAAACAUGGCCUUUUUUGCCGUUUUACUAGAAUAUUUACAUGGUGGUGAAGUCUAUUAAUUACGAUGUGGUUAUGGCUUUUCUAAACCUGUAUAAAAUAAUGCUAAAGUGAUGUAACAUGCUAACAACUGUUGUGGGCUUAUAAUCCUACUGUUACUUUUCAGUGUAAACCUUAUUAUGUAUGUGUGUUAUAGUAGGCGCACUUGAGAAUUAAUAAGUGAGAGUAUAGUUUAAAGCGUAAAAAAGUUAUAUACAUAUAGUUGUUUGAUUAACAAGCAAUGGAAAAUGAUGCCAAAUUCAAAAUUUCUUCUUACCGUUUGUUCUUUGGUGGUAUAAACUCAAGAAUCAGAGAUACGAUUAAGUUCUAAAAUCUUCAGAAAAAACAUAAUAAUUUCAUAAAUCACAAGGGUAUUUCAGAAGGGGCCAUCAUCACCACCAUUACUGAUCUUACCAUGCUUAGUCUACUCUUCUAAAAGAUAAUUCUGAGUGCUGAGGCUAAAGACCUCUACAACUGUCAGUAAAAGCUAUCAUACCAAAUUUGUUCUUAUGGAUUAAAGGUUGAGUAAGAGAGUGAGAAAGAGAGGAAAGAUACAAGGCUAGAGGGCACAUUUUCCAUACAAUGAUUUCUUUUGUACGCACGCAUAUGUAAUUUUAUUGGUGCGUUCUCUUGAGUUUCCUAUUAAUUUCGAUCCCCACAACUACUUCUUAAGCAUCUACUAAGUACUUCGUCACACUACCCUUCUUCAUCAUAAUCUUCGUCUUCCUGAUCUAACCUUGUGCUAAGAUGCGCAAGUUGAAUAGGGUCAAUUGCCAUAUGAUCCAUCUCAGGAAGAGACCAACCAGGGUAUUCUUCAUGUUUGGUUUCAGAAGUUCCUGCCAAUGGGGCUUGGGCAGUUCCUGCUGCUGCUACUGCUGCCGUUGCCCCAGCUGUAACCGCUGUUGCUGUCACCGCUGCAGCUGCGGCAGCUGCAGCUGCCUUCUUUUCAUCGUUUGCUGAAUCAAUUACAUCAGCGUUCAGGUCAAAGUUCCGAGAAGUUGGGUCAAUCGGGAUGGUUUCAUCACCAGUACUGGUAUUUUCCUUCAACGGGUCCUUGACAUCAGUAGCAUUGUCCACAGGUGCUCCAAGGAUUGUACUUGGUUUGGUACCAUACUGAGGAGAUGAGCAGGGUUCAGAUUCUGGAUCAAGGUGAGAAGUCUCCCUUUCUAAGGUGCGACCUCGCCCGCGUCCUCGGCCUCUACCCCUACCUCUUCCUCUGCCACUACUACUGCCAUGGGUCAUCUCAAGCUACAAAUACAAAAGAAAA